Messenger RNA from Frankliniella occidentalis (western flower thrips), 960 nucleotides. Its product is annotated as cytochrome P450 4C1. Lineage: Eukaryota; Metazoa; Arthropoda; Insecta; Thysanoptera; Thripidae. Gene Ontology annotation, molecular function: heme binding; oxidoreductase activity, acting on paired donors, with incorporation or reduction of molecular oxygen; iron ion binding. The record is from RefSeq and is a predicted model, not a curated record.
GGCCUGCAAGUCCGUUGACGACCGCCACGCUUAUCCGUGGCUGAGCAAUGACAUUUUGUUCCGGAUGACCAGCAUGGGGCGAAAUUUCUACAAGGCACUGGACGUAAUACAUGGUGCCACACAAAGGGUUAUUGAUACGAGGAAAGCUGAGCUACAGAACGAGUUGAAAGAAUCGAACUCGAGAUCGGUAGAUGAAAAGCAUGAGGACGACGACAUUGGGUCGAAGAAACGUAUGAUGUUCAUCGACCAGUUGCUCACGAUGCAUCUUCAGGGAGAAGACUUGUCAGAAAAGGAUAUUUUCCAUGAAGUUAACACCUUCAUGUUCGAGGGUCACGACACGACCAUGACAUCAGUGUGCUUUACGCUGUACCUGAUGUCCCAGCACCCUGAGGUGCAGGAGCGUGUCGCACAGGAGAUCCUUCUCGUGACGGGUUCCGACACGGACUUAACGUCUGCGCAGCUCGCCGAAUUGAAGUUCCUCGAUGCCGUGAUCAAGGAGUCUCUACGCCUCUACCCCAGCGUACCGUGCUUUUUUAGAGAUUGCAAGGAAGAGUACACACUUCCCAGCGGAUACACGAUCCCCGCUGGUUCAUCCAUCAUGAUCAACGCGAUUAUGGCACACCACGACGAGAAGAAUUUUAAGGAUCCCUCCACAUUCAACCCCGAUCGUUUUGUCGCCGGUAGCGAGAGCGAAGACCACCGGCGUCACAAUUUUGCAUACAUCCCAUUCAGUGCAGGAUACAGAAACUGCAUAGGCCAGCGCUUCGCAAUGAUGUCCAUGAAGGCAACUCUGGCGCGUAUACUUCGUUCCUACCGGUUCCUUUCCAGCUCAUCGGACUCCAAGCUCGACCUCGAUCUACAGGUUGUUCUGACCACAAAGUCCGGGGUAAUGCUGCAAUUGGAGCGACGAGCGUAGUUUUGACAUAUAAUCAACUAAUAAAAAGUCACUUUAUAAUGGUU